This is a messenger RNA of Durio zibethinus, 2499 nucleotides long. The record is from RefSeq and is a predicted model, not a curated record. NCBI's taxonomy places the organism in Eukaryota, Viridiplantae, Streptophyta, Magnoliopsida, Malvales, Malvaceae.
AUAUUUUUUCGGGAUUUCAAUUUUCAAAACCCUCGAUAAUUUCAAACAAAAAAAAAUUCGAGAGAGGAAUAUUCGUCAUCGGUGGCGCUAACAUUCUUCCGCGAGUGACCUUGGCUUUCUCGUCCACCACUAAGUUCAAGAUGGAAAGACUCGAAUGACAGUGUUCGAUUUUUCCUUGUCUCCUUUGACCGAAAGUAUAUUUUUUUCUUCGGUUUUGUUCUAAACUUUCAUUUGUUGAAAAAACUGUUUAUUUUUUCCUUUUAUUAUUAGCUUGUUUAUGUUAUGCAACUUUGAUGAAUAUUUACCUUUUAAGCAAAGGUUAUAAAAAACAUCUAUAACCCAUUUUCUUAUUUCGGUUUAUUUUUAUAAUUAAUUUUCUUCGUUAAAAUGGUAAUGUUUUGCAGAAGUUAGUAAUUAACUGGCUUUUAAUGAUCAAUUGAAGGAGUCUUUAUGGUAAUUAGUAUGGGCCCUGACUUGAGCAAAAGGCAAGUCCAAAACAAUGAUGGAAGUGAUUUCGAACAAUAGUGAAAAUGGAAGCUUGCCCCAAGAUUCCAAAGAUACGCGUAUGCUUUGUGUAAGUAAUUGUGAGGACAAAAACUUUGGUGAAGAAACAUUGUAUGGAGUAGGACGAGUGAAGAUACCCGAAGGAAAUGAGGAUAUGGAGAUUAACAUAACUGAAUGCACAAUUUUGGCGUGGAUAGGUUGGCUGUUGCUGAAUGUCAGGAUGUCACUGAGAAAUCGAGUUCUUUUGGUGGCACAGUGUCUGGGUGUGAGAAUGAUUCAGCGAUAAGUGAUGCUGAAGUUGAAUCGGCAUUAUGUGGUGGAAGUCCGUUGGGAUCAGUGUUUGAUGGAUUGUUUCACAUGAGGAAGAGAAAGUUGAUGGAUCAUUGGAGGAGGUUUAUACGUCCCCUCAUGUGGCGAUGUAAAUGGUUAGAGCUGCAGCUUAAGGAAUUUAAGUCUCAGGCAUUGACGUAUGAUAGAGAAGUUGUGGAAUAUGAUCAGAGAAAGAAGUUUGAAUAUGAAAAGUUCGCAUUUGAAGGGCUUGAUGUGAAGUCACAACCUUUUCCUUGUCAAAUUCAAAGAAAGAAAGUAAUGAAGAGGAGGAAAAGAAAACGAGUUGAAGAUACUGCUGAUUUAGCGUUUUACAUGUCACAUCAUAACCUCUUCUCAUAUUAUGAAAGUAAGAAAUCUGUUGUUGCUACUGAUGCUCUGGAUGAUGAUAAUGGUAAUUUAGGAACCAAAGCGGUCAACAGUAAUGAUGACUUUGGGUUUAAUAAUGGAUUGUCAUGUCUUGAAUUCAGAGACCGUGAUGCUUGGUCAGAACAGAUCCUUAGAAAGAUUGAUCUGGUUCAGUCACAAGUUCGCAAACUAAAGAGCCGAGUUGACAAGGUGUUAAAUGAAACUCCUUGAAAGUUCUCUUCCAUUAAUAUGUUGAGUUCAGUUGUGCCAUGCGAUGCAUUACCUGGUGAGUGGAGAUAGAAUCCCAAUUAGAUCUCAAUAUACUUCAUCCCAGCAUCUAUCUGAGUGUAACAUGGGAGAUAUUUUUAUGCUUGGAACUGCAGUUUCAAGUCAUGGAGAGGUGACACCUUUCCAUGAUAUGAUUGAGGGCACAGGUCAGCAUCUUGCAGGGAUUUCUUAUGAAAAUACUGAGGAUGAUAUUUUGAUACAUAACCAGGCUGCCAAGGAAGAGUUGCGCAAUUUUCAAAGUGGUUUAACUCAGAAGGAAGGAGAGCUGCAGAUACUAGUUAAAAAGCCUAAGCCCGUAUCUACUGUUCUUGCUUUUGGAGAUGACCUUCCUACGAACCCUUCUGUUCAACCAAAUGUGAAGUCAUCUCUAACUUCCAAGUCAAAGGGCCCUAAUAACAAAAGGAAAAGAGGGAAAAGAAAAUCAGGCGGUGGUAGGUGGAGUCGAAGAUCCUCAGGUUAGCUAAAUUUAUUAAGUUAGGAUCUUGUUUCUGUAAAUGCUCAGUGUUUUCCACUUUCUUUGUUUCAUGUUUCAAGGAUGAUCUGUACAUGCACUUCUCACCCUGAUUGGAACAUACUUGUUCAGUUUAGAUGCUCUGCGAUAUUCAAAGUAUGGCUUUCGGUCUGUAUGGGAAUAUUACUUGAUUUUGGUGAUGUGCCAAUCCCCAGUCUCUCAAUCAGAUGUGCCAAUCCCCAGUCUCUCAAUCAAUUUGUUAUUGAUUAGGAAUUGAAAAUCCAAUUUUAAAAUUUCACGUUUAGAUCUGAGGAGUGAAAGGUAAAGUUUUAAACAAGAAAGGAUUAAUUGUAUAAUAUACCACUGAGAUUUUAUAAGGAAAAAAAAAUUCCAAUGAAGUUUGAAAAUGAGAUGAAAUGCAAAUUGUUUGCUGGUUUUAAGGAGCAGUAGAAAAAGAAUGUACCUUUGGAUCAUGAGAUUCAAGGAUUUCUGUCGUACUGAGUUUAAUCGAUGGAUUCUGUAGUCUGUGACUACAAAGUCAAAAAAUGUCAAAAUGUACGGUGUUUGCCAAACCCCCUUUG